CUGUAAAAAAAAGAAAGUCGGUUCAAGAAUUAUUACCUAAAGUCCAAGCACUACAACGAAGUUCUAUCCGUACUUACGGAAAUACCUUACCUAACGGGGCUAACUUACAUAUUCCCUUCAUCUGUUGCGAUCAUUCCUGAUGUUCUUGACCCGCUGAAUAUCUUGGUCACUUGUUUUUAAUUGAGCAGCAUCUCCGAAUUGUUCGACCGGUCGCCAGCUUUCAACAAACACGUACUGGCUCCAUCACACUAUUACGUGGCAGCUCCCACAUCAACAGGUACUUCGUAGACCAACUCUAGCGGACAAAUUAGCCACCCACUUCUCUUUACGCUCCAUAGUGUCUUCGACGUGCCAUGGGCGCUCAACAAUCCUCUGGCCGAGACCAGAGCGAGAGCUCAUCCCAACCCGUCAAGACGUGUUACUAUGAGCUACUUGGAGUUGAGCGCGACGCUUCUGACGACGAAAUUAAGAAAGCUUACAGAAAACGAGCACUUGAGCUUCAUCCGGACCGAAACUUUCACGAUGUCCUGAACGCGACCCGUCGCUUCGCCGAAAUCCAGGCAGCAUACGAAGUCCUCGCCGAUCCCCAGGAAAAAGCUUGGUACGACUCUCAUCGCGAAGCUAUCUUGCGUGGGACCGAUCCGACCGAUUUAGGCAGUACUCCCGAGUACAACAAUGUGAAGCUCACGUCCACCGAAGAUAUAUUCUCCCUCAUUCGCCACUUUGAUUCCACCGUUCCCUUCACGGACGGUCCUACAGGGUUCUUCGGCAUCGCGAAGGCGACAUUCGACCAUCUUGUUGACGAGGAAAUCGCCGCUGGCGUCUAUGACGUGAGAGACACUCCAGAUUAUCCCACUUUUGGCUCCUCUACAGACAGCUAUGAGCACACUGUCAAGGCCUUCUACAGUGCCUGGGCGAGCUUCUCGACUCGCAAGACUUUUGCAUGGAAGGAUGAAUACCGACUCGUAGAGGCCCCAGAUCGUCGUAUCAGGCGUGCUAUGGAGAAGGAAAAUAAGAAGAUUCGUGAUGAAGCCAUACGAGAAUUCAACGAAGCAGUCAGAUUCCUCGUCACCUUUGUUCGAAAACGCGAUCCUCGUUAUCUUCCAAACACUCAAACAGCUGCCGAACGCCAGGAGUCUUUACGAUCCGCCGCUGCCGCUCAAGCCGCACGCUCACGUGCCGCCAAUAAAGAGAAGCUAUCCGAGGCUUUCGUUCCUGACUGGGCUCAGGCGAGGGAGGAUGGCGACGCGGCCGGCCACUUCUCAAGCAGCGAGGAGGAGGAAUCAGAGGUAGAGGAGAUCGAAUGCGUUGUAUGCAACAAGACUUUCAAGAGCGAGAAAUCAUUCGAGGCACAUGAGAGGAGCAAAAAACACAUAAAGGCAGUGCAGUACUUGAGGCGCCAAAUGAAGAACGAAGAUAUGGAUCUGGGUCUACGCGACGCUCCUAUCGCGCCUGCGAAAGAGAUGCCGAGCCACGAAUCUGGGGAGGAGGAGGAGGUUGAUUCUCAGGAACGUGGUCAAGAAGACGCCGUCAAGGGCAAGGAUGACACACCGGGAGAAUCAGCCUCUCAAAUCGAUGAGACAGAGCUCACUGAUACGUCGUCCGACAAUAUCGGAGAUGACGAGUAUGCUUCGCGUGCCGAGGUUGAGCAAAGGUUAUUCGCGGACGAUCCUACUCUCACCAGGGCGAGCCAGGGUGAUGGCACAAAAGCUGCUGCUGCUGCCGCUUCUGCUGCUGCUCAGACUGCAUCAGCCAGUCUAGAAGCUUUGUCACUUGACGAUGACAAUGAUAGUGACCACGGACCACAGCCAAAGAAGUUAGGGAAGGCCAAGGCGAAACGUGAAAAGAGAGCAGCACGCCAAGCAGUGGAGGAUGCCGAAACUAACACUAAUACAUGCAUUGUGUGUAAUGCAUCGUUUCCCUCCAAAAGCCAGCUCUUCAGUCACAUUCGCGAUCUUAAUCACGCCCGGCCAGCACCGAAUGCAAAAGCCCCAGCGGGUGCCAAGAAGAAGAGACGCUGAGUCAAUAUCUGUACUUAAGACUGAGCUGCCUUAGACGAUUAUCCAACGUUUGAAAAGCGAAGUCGCACCCCAAAUCGAAUCAAUGUCCAUACCCAACCAAUCCUGUGUCGCCCACCCUCGUGA
Colletotrichum godetiae is the source of this 2144-nucleotide messenger RNA. RefSeq names its product DnaJ domain-containing protein. The transcript is spliced from 3 exons. NCBI's taxonomy places the organism in Eukaryota, Fungi, Ascomycota, Sordariomycetes, Glomerellales, Glomerellaceae. Gene Ontology annotation, cellular component: cytoplasm. Gene Ontology annotation, molecular function: nucleic acid binding; zinc ion binding. The record is from RefSeq and is a predicted model, not a curated record. The coding region runs from base 354 to 2021 and encodes 555 amino acids.